Molecule: messenger RNA, 1941 nt
Organism: Scomber scombrus (Atlantic mackerel)
Lineage: Eukaryota; Metazoa; Chordata; Actinopteri; Scombriformes; Scombridae
Product: LHFPL tetraspan subfamily member 2a protein-like
Exons: 3
Coding region: 453-1103 (216 amino acids)
Cellular component (GO): membrane
Source: RefSeq, a predicted model, not a curated record
AGUAACUCCUUGAGGAAAGGAGUCUCAGUGAAUGAGCUCCUGUAAGCUGGACUGACACGGGAAAAGGAGCAGCGUUUUAAAACAAAGAACAACUUCUUCACUUAAGCCUGCAAAAUCUUUACACUUUGACUUCCGGUGUGACUUUAUGAUUGCGCCAUGGCUGAGGGAAGCUGUUUCGGUGCAUUGUAGCUGUAUGAGACAACCAGAAACGGACCUCCACUCAAGGAACAAAAGAAGAGAGAAAGACGUAGAACCAUGAGGGGAGGGAAAACAUUUGCUCAGAGAGAAUAAGAUCAGCAGCCCAUCUGGACCUGGACACUGAACCUUUUGGACUAUUCUAUUUGUAAGGACAGGAAUUUUAACUUCCCAAUCCCUGUCACUUGGAGGAGCUUUAAACAGUUUCAAGAAUAUUUCAGUUACUUUUUUAUCAUCAACAAAUUAAAGUUAACACCAUGUGCCAUGUUAUUGUGACAUGCCGCUCCAUGCUCUGGACGCUGCUCAGUAUCGUGGUGGCCUUUGCUGAGCUUAUCGCCUUCAUGAGCCCUGAUUGGCUGCUGGGAUCCCCUCGGACGGACACCAGUGUAAGCAGGGAGUACAGACCAUCUCUCGGCCUCUACAGCCGCUGCCUUCAUAUUGGGACCUGGGGAAGAGGGGUGAGCUGCGGGCCAUAUGCCAGCUCAUUUGGAGAGGUGGCCAGUGGCUUCUGGCAGGCAGCCAUGUUGUUCCUGGCAGCAGGGACAUUGUUGCUUGGGGUCGUGGCCUGUAUGUCCAUCUUCACCUUGUGCUUCCAGAGCAUCCUGAAGAAAAGCAUAUUCAACAUCUGUGGACUGCUCCAGGCUAUCGCAGGCCUCUUGCUGAUGGUGGGUCUCAUGCUGUACCCUGCUGGUUGGGGUUCAGAGAAGGUGAUCAGCUACUGCGGCUCUGAGGCCUUGCCCUUCAGGCCGGCUCUGUGCUCCCUUGGAUGGGCGUUCUACGCAGCAAUUGGAGGAACGCUGGCCUCCUUCCUGUGCGCCGUUUUGUCUGCGCAGGCUGAAAUUGCCACCUCCAGCGAUAAGGUUCAAGAGGAGAUUGAAGAGGGGAAGAGUCUGAUCUGCUUGCUCUGAGCCUUCACAAAUUACAGCAUCUUUGGUGCGGUUUCUCUGAUAUGGACACCGGCUCCUUUUAGUGGAAAGAGGACCCACAUUUCCCUGAAUGGUUUUCAUGAUUCAUGAUGGCCUGAAUAAAAUCAUCUGAUUGUUGACGAAACAUAAACAGUUUUUUCAAAUCUUGAGGCAUGAUAUUAUGUCCUGAAAACCACUGUAUCCUGAAUUUACCAAGAAGUAGGAAACCACAUAUUAUUCUCCUAACACAACUUCAGGUUAAACAAAAAGGCCUUGGUACAGCAGCAGGCUAAGGAACAUUACCUGUUUACUCGUCUGUUGUGUUUGUCCAAGAUACUGUGUUAAUAAUUCUUGCUAUAAACAAACCACUGUACUAUCAUCUUGGUAGUGGAUACAUUGUUAGUGUUACUGUGGACAGGUUCAAUACAUUGUUAUGAUGUUUAUUCACCUGCAAACCUCAACAAACCACUGAACAGUAGCAGAUGUGUCCACUAAAAUGCUCCACAAUAGCUUGCAAAUGUUCUCUGUGUGCGUGUGUGUGUGAGAGAUAGACAUCAAGUGUUGACGUUCCUAAAUGCUCAUAUGUUCUGGCUCUGUGGCACAGCAGGACAGUAAUACUACUCACGAUUUAUGAUGUGCCACUUUAAGGGAUUGUUCACUUCAAAGGGAGUUCCUCCUAAUGGAUUGUUUGUGGGUCUGUUGCACUGCAUAAUAACUGGAGUGUAUGCAGAAAAAGAACAGAGGCUUGCCAUAUGUUUCACUGUGGUAAGCUUUCAUUAGGGGGAUGUUUGCUCACAUCAAGAUAAAGGAGGCUGUGCUGUAGCUUAUUCUAAGUUACCUU